Messenger RNA from Melanotaenia boesemani (Boeseman's rainbowfish), 3380 nucleotides. It is a transcript of the gene slc5a3b, whose product is annotated as solute carrier family 5 member 3b. The coding region runs from base 512 to 2647 and encodes 711 amino acids. Gene Ontology annotation, biological process: inositol metabolic process; transmembrane transport; myo-inositol transport. Gene Ontology annotation, molecular function: D-glucose:sodium symporter activity. Gene Ontology annotation, cellular component: plasma membrane. The transcript is spliced from 2 exons. The record is from RefSeq and is a predicted model, not a curated record. NCBI's taxonomy places the organism in Eukaryota, Metazoa, Chordata, Actinopteri, Atheriniformes, Melanotaeniidae.
GGAAUUGAACUGGUGCCUAUAAGAAGAGAAGGAGGAAGUCAGCCUGACCAACAUCACAGAUAAAGGGAAACUCAGAGGAAAAGACUCUGUUUGGGUCAAAUCUACAACUCAUUCAGAAUCAUCCGAGUGAUACGCGAACGUAUCUCCGGGACGGAGUCUCUUCUUCCUCCUUCGCAUCUACUCCAAGGGGCGUGGAAGGCAUCUGGCGCGUUUGUGAAACGCGUUUUCACAGUAAAGCCGGAGUGUUCUCUCUAGGCUAUUCUCGACCAGAAGCCUGCAACGUCCUCCUCCCUAACUUGAAUGACCUCAGUGCCGUUGGAUUACCUCAUUGAGUGUAUUUGAUCUAAUAGCGGAUUCUUUCCCUGCUUCUAUCUCAACAGCAAAACACAGCUAAUAAUUUCCAUUGCUCUUUUUUUUAAAUUCACUCAUAAAGCUUAAAAAAAAAAAUCACAAAUUUGCAACUUUUUGAAGGACUCCUACAAAAGCUUUACAAAAGUAGUCCGCCAAAAAAAUGGCCUCUGUGAUGGAAGCAGCAGACAUAGCAGUGGUAGCAUUGUAUUUUGUCCUGGUGCUACUCAUUGGGUUUUUUGCCAUGUGGAAAGCUAAUCGCAGCACUGUGAGCGGCUACUUCCUGGCUGGACGCUCCAUGACAUGGAUAGUUAUCGGCGCAUCCCUCUUUGUCAGUAACAUCGGCAGCGAACAUUUCAUAGGCCUGGCUGGCUCAGGAGCAGCAAGCGGCUUUGCUGUAGGAGCAUGGGAAUUUAAUGCUCUGCUGCUUCUGCAGCUGCUUGGCUGGGUGUUUAUCCCUGUGUAUAUCCACUCGGGAGUCUACACCAUGCCUGCAUAUCUGUCAAAACGUUUUGGUGGCAACAGGCUAAAGGUUUACUUUGCUUGCUUGUCUGUGCUACUUUACAUUUUUACUAAGUUGUCGGUGGACUUGUAUGCCGGAGCUCUCUUUAUUCAGGAGUCCCUGGGGUGGAACCUUUAUUUGUCCAUUGUUCUGCUCAUCGGUAUGACUGCCCUACUCACUGUCACUGGUGGACUAGUUGCAGUGCUGUACACAGAUGCCCUUCAGGCAGUGUUGAUGAUCGGAGGAGCUCUUACCUUAACCAUCAUUAGCUUAGUGAAAGUUGGUGGCCUAGAGGGUGUCAGAACCAAGUACAUGCAGGCAGUUCCCAAUGUUUCUGCCAUCAUCGCAGCUGGAAACUACACUUAUUCACCUUCUUGUCGCAUUGAGCCUAAACCAAACUCACUACGCAUCCUUCGUGGACCCCUGGAUGAAGACAUCCCUUGGCCAGGAUUCAUUCUGGGCCAGACCCCUGCAUCCAUUUGGUAUUGGUGUGCAGACCAGGUCAUUGUUCAAAGAGUGCUAGCUGCAAAGAACAUUGCUCAUGCUAAAUGUUCAACACUCAUGGCUGGAUUUCUCAAGAUCCUGCCCAUGUUUGUUAUAGUCAUUCCAGGGAUGAUCUCCCGCAUCAUGUUUGCAGAUGAAAUUGCCUGCAUUGGGCCAGAACACUGCAUGUCUGUGUGUGGUUCUCAGGCUGGCUGCUCGAACAUCGCCUACCCACGCCUGGUAAUGGCAGUGAUGCCUGUGGGACUCAGGGGUCUUAUGAUGGCUGUCAUGAUCGCUGCUCUGAUGAGCGAUCUUGACUCAAUCUUCAAUAGUGCAAGCACCAUCUUCACCUUGGAUAUCUACCAAACUGUGCGGAAGCAGGCAUCUCAACGUGAGCUGCUGAUUGUGGGCCGCUUGUUUGUUGUUCUCAUGGUAGCAAUCAGCAUUGCCUGGGUGCCAGUUAUCAUUGAGAUGCAAGGUGGACAGACAUAUCUGUACAUCCAAGAAGUCGCUGGCUACCUCACUCCACCCAUCGCCGCCCUUUUCCUGCUCGGUGUGUUCUGGAAAAGGUGUAACGAGAAAGGUGCCUUUUGGGGAGGAAUGACAGGUUUCACGCUUGGUACCACACGACUGAUUCUUGCUUUUAUCUACCGUCAACCUCGCUGUGACCAGCCAGAUGAUAGACCUGCCUUCAUCGUUCAUGUUCACUACAUGUAUUUUGCAGCUGGCCUCUUCUGGAUUUCAGGGCUGGUGGCAGUGGCAGUCAGUCUCUGCACCUCUCCGCCAGACGAUGAGCAGGUUCGCACCACUACAGUCUGGGGGCUUCGCAACCUUGAAAUGGUCCCCUCAAAGGACCGAGAGGAGAUGUACCACCUGACUGAGAAGAGCCACCGUAACGGCGCUGGAAGCCUUCAUAAACCAAUGCCCCCAGAUGUAAAAAAGGAGAAGUGCUUAGAUGGAGCUGAUAUUAAACUUUUGGUCCCAUCCGCAGACCAUGAUCCAGCAACCUCCAGUGCAGAAACGUCUCCUGCCACCACCCCUGCUGAACAUCUUGGUUUUGGGAAGAUGGACAUGAUCAGAGCAGAGGAGGGCUGUCGUGGAAAAGGGCAGAGGAGUUGGUUCUGGCGUUUAUUUAACUGUUUUUGUGGAUCUCAAGAAGACCAACAAAGCGCUCAUCAAAAAGUGAUACAGGAAGAUCCAAGAGUCAUCGCAGAGAUGCUGUAUGAGCCACCAAAAGUUAAAAUUCUCCUAAACUUAGGCUUGAUAUGUGUGUGCUCUGUGGGCAUCUUCAUGUUUGUUUAUUUCUCACUGUAGCUGAACGUUGAACUGAACUGACUGGAACUGGGAGCUUUUGCAAAGGUGGAAGUUACGUGGGAGGUUUUGGGCUGUUACAAACAGUUGAACUGUCAGAGAUUUCAAGAAGCUCUGUAAUAUUUACAGAUGUCUUUUGUAGCUCUCUAACAGGGAUUCAAGCUUAUUCUAAUAUUUUUUUAAAUGAUUGAUGCUUCUCCACAUAAAAAAAAUUGUAUACCUUUAAUAUGUUAAAUCUUAUUGUUGUUAAUCUUUCAUUCAAAAUACCAACUAAGAUUUUUAGAAUUGUUGUAAGUGAAUUUAAUAUUUGCCUUAUUUUACAUAUGCACUGUUUUUUUAUUGUAAAAACAAAAACAAACAAACAGCAAAUCAAAUAUACUGUGAUUCAAGCUUUUUUAUCUAGCUGACAGUCAUUUUAGGAUUAUCUUCUGGUAAUAACUUUAAAUAUCCAGACCUCGUUUUCCAUAAGAGGUGAAGAAGAAAACAAGAAAUGCUUAGCGGCUGGUGCGCAACAAACCAGUAUGUUUUCAGUAAUAAUUAAAAAAAUUCUGUUUUGAAUUGGCCAAGUUUGCAUCUAGAACCACUUUAUCAAGCUAACAGUUACUAUUUGAUAAAGAGUUGUAUAUUUUUUUCAGCCCAAAAAAAGAAGCACAAUAUCAAAAACUAUGUUCUUUUCCAUUAAUUAAAUACUUAUAAGUUUUGUUUUAUUUGUUUGUUUGUUUUUUCAAUCUUGCAA